CAAUCGGUUAGACCAAAAAAAAUUAGUCGAAAGUGAAGCAAAAAUGAUAAAAUAAUUUAUAGAAUAUAAGAAUAUAAUAAAUACCCAAUAUACGUUUUCAAAAUCAAAGCCUACAAACACCAAGUGCUACAGUAAAUAAAAAAGAAAGAAAAAAACACAUAGCCGAAAGUUCGGUGAUUGAAUCGUUUGUAUAGUGGGUUUAUGUCCGUCCGUCAUCGUCUUGCUGUCAUUGUGCAUUGCGAAAAAAAGAAACGAACCUGACGGAGAGGCCUUUAACAUUUCUUAGCAUUUUAGCGUGCAGUUAAUAAUAGACCAAUCCAAAGGAAUCGGGAACUGAAUUGAACUCUAGACAACAUUUUCUACACCAAAACAGCGGUCGAGGUGACACUUGUGUUCUUCCACAAACUAACAUACACACAACAGCACUACCAACCGAGCAAUCAACAACCAACCAUCUCCAACUAAAUUAACCAAAGACAACAAACCAACCUAAAGAAGCAUUCCUUUUUCAGACUGCACUCAAAGAAUUCCUAGCAAGAAAUAUCAUACACACACACAUACACCGUAGCUGGCUCUUAGAGAAGGAAGACCUUGAGAAUAUUAUUGCAAAUAGCAAUACGUGACGUGAGCUGCCCCUUUGCCUAUCAAACAGCACAGCACAUCAGCCAGCCGUUCAUUUAUUAUAUUGCAAAAACCCCAUCAAAGACCAGACGCAUUUCAAAAUACGGCAUACAUUCGGCCAGUUAAUGAGAUAAAAAUUUUUGUUGAAUGUCGCUUGUUGUUGCUGCCCGUCUAGAAGUUACUUUUUUUUAUUUGCAAAAUCGUCAGCUGUGGAGGAGAUUGUAAAACAACAACAUUGCUGAGGUGGCCGGAAGAAUUAAUAUAUUUCGAAAGAAACUGUUUUCUCAACUGAGACGAAAAGCCCCACCGUCGACACCAUCGCACAAUGUCGAUAAGAACCAAAGUUUUGGGCAUGGUGGAUGUGAUGAUGCGAGUGCCGCCCAUUUUAGUUAUAGAUGAAAUCCUUAAAAUAGACAUGGGUUGGCCCAGCAGCGGAGGAGGAGGCGGCGGAGGUGGUAGUGGUGCUAGCAGCCUUGGCGCCACUGUGACUGACGCCGUCACUGUAGAAGACGCUGCAGGCGUCGUCGAGUCCAUAGUCUCCCCUGCCAGCGGUGGUGUUGGUGGUGCUGGUGUUUUAAGUCAAUCCUUUGGAGGACUAGUCGAUGAAUUUGCAAAAGACACACACAUCUCGGACCUGCUUGGACUAACAUUAGUCAAAUUUCUCAUCUGUCUGUUGGGCCUCAUAUGUGCUUUAUGUAUAGUAAUGCUAUGGACCAGACAUUUGGUGAUGGUGUAUAUGUUUGUGAUAUCAUUGGGUCUAACUUUCCUCUCACACUGGUCCAAUGUGUCAGCGCUGGCGAUAAUGGAGAACAGUCCCUGCAUAUUGGAGGAUGUAUUGUCCAUGAAUACGACGCGUUUACUUGACACUGGCAGUGUUGUGGUGGCCAUAGCUCCCCAUGUGGUGGCGCAAUGGUUUAUGGGAAUGCUGUUUGCCUACAUACAUCUGGGACCUCGUUAUACCAUACUGCAAAAGGCUAUGCCAGUGAUUUUUGCUAGUCCCAUUAUUUUGGCCACUCUACCGCUAAAGCCAAGAAUGCUUAAAUAUUUACCCUUAGUUGCCGACGCUGUUCCUUUGAUGUUGACAAAAAUCACACUUUUAAUCAGCGCCAUGGAUGCUGGAAAAACGGUGUACAAUGGCUAUCAGUAUGCCAUGAAUUUUGUAAGUAACUUUGGACUCUCAGCGCUGAUUGAAAAUGAAUGGCAGCGUCUCAAUGUGCCAAGUGUUUUAAGGGUAUUCUGGACCAUAAGAAUCACCCAAGGAUUUGUGUCAAUGAUGCUACGUGACGAAGUUAAUACCACCAACAUUUUACCCACCCUACAGACGCUAUUGGUAGAUGGCUGUGGAACUUUGACAGCUGUCUUAGGCAUGACCUCGGUUAUAUCAGUUAUUUCCCAUUACAUUGGCAAGGCCUUCCAAUGGUAUCUCUUGACCUUUGACAAUGAGGAGGAAAAAUCUUUGGGCACCGUUUCGGCAGUGCUUUUCUACAUUUUGGCUUUGCAAACAGGCCUAACCUCUUUGGCUCCCGAUAAGCGUUUUGUACGUCUGUGCCGCAAUUUAAGUCUGUUGAUAACCGCUCUACUGCACUUCAUUCACAACAUUGUCUCACCAAUUCUAAUGUCACUGAGUGCUGCUCGUAACCCAUCGCGCAAACGCCAUUUCCGUGCCUUAACCGUAUGCGCGUUUCUAGUCCUGGCUCCCAUAUGUCUAUUGGUGGCCUUAUGGCGUCGUCAUUCUCCCUCAACAUGGUUGUUGGCCGUAACGGCUUUCUCUGUAGAGGUUGUUGUAAAGGUUCUUGUUUCCUUAGCCACUUAUACCUUAUUCCUGCUGGAUGCUUGUCGCCAAACCUUUUGGGAAAAACUUGAUGACUAUUUGUACUACGUGCGUGCUUUUGGUAACUCCAUUGAAUUUUGUUUUGGAAUUUUACUCUUUUUUAACGGAGCUUGGAUUUUGGUUUUCGAGUCGGGCGGCGCCAUACGAGCCAUUAUGAUGUGUAUCCAUGCCUACUUCAACAUUUGGUGCGAGGCUCGAGCCGGUUGGUCGGUGUUCAUGAAGAGAAGAUCAGCGGUACAUAAAAUAUCCACACUUCCCGAGGCGACACCCGCUCAACUUCACGCCUUUGAUGAUGUCUGUGCUAUUUGCUAUCAGGAAAUGCACUCAGCCAAAAUCACUCGUUGUCGUCACUUUUUCCAUGGUGUCUGCUUGCGCAAAUGGUUGUAUGUUCAGGAUAGAUGUCCUUUGUGUCAUGAAAUUAUGAUGUAUACAGAUAGAACUGAUGUAACAGAUCCAAAUGCUAUCCAACAACAGGAACAAGCUGCUCCGGUGCCAAUACGUAACAGAGAAGACAAUGCUUUGGAUAACAGAAGUCGUUCCACAGAUGAAAAUAACUCAUCAUCGUCAACAUCUGCCAGCCUGUUGUCAAGUAGCAGUGGUAGUAGUGCUACUGCUGCUGUGGGAAGUGUUAGCUCCAGCCUAGGGAGCAGCAAUUACACAAUGGCCAGUACUACCGCACAUCCAUCACAGACGGCGGCCAAUAGCACUAGUGCAUCGACAACAUCCACAACGGCGGCUGUGGCUACAGCGGCAGCGAGUAAUACGACUCAUAGUUUUCGGUUUUCACCCGACCUUGAUGUACAGGAUUAACUAUAAUUUAAAAUAAUGUUAUACAUAAUAAUAAAUAAAGCAAAAAAAAAAACCAAUAUAAUAUAAAUACUAUAAUACUUUAGGUGUACUUAUGUAUAAAAGAAUUGAAAAGAGAAUCCACUUAGACACACACAAACACCCAAAAAACCAACUACAAACAUAUACAUUAAAUUUAAAUUAAAUAAAAAAAAACAAGACCAUACUCUUAAGAUACGAAUUCUAUUUACGAUGCACUUUUGGCGAUUUAAAGAAAACAAAAAAAAAGGAAGAAAAAGAA
Stomoxys calcitrans (stable fly) is the source of this 3539-nucleotide messenger RNA. It is a transcript of the gene Trc8, whose product is annotated as protein TRC8 homolog. The record is from RefSeq and is a predicted model, not a curated record. Gene Ontology annotation, biological process: ERAD pathway. Bases 947 to 3262 code for a protein of 771 amino acids. Gene Ontology annotation, molecular function: ubiquitin protein ligase activity. Gene Ontology annotation, cellular component: endoplasmic reticulum; endomembrane system. Lineage: Eukaryota; Metazoa; Arthropoda; Insecta; Diptera; Muscidae. The transcript is spliced from 7 exons.